AUGAUUUUUGACCCCGAUACCAUCGAUAUCCCCAAGUCUUACGAGACUCUUUCAUUGACCGAUGUCAAUGUAUCUCAUCACCCCGCCGGGGCUCCCGACGCUACCCCAGUCGUUGUGGUAACUCUGAACCGGCCACAAAAGCACAACUCAUUCACUCUGGAGAUGAUGCAUGUCUUCGAGAAGAUCUACCCCAUGUUCGAUGUCGACGAGCGAGUCAAAGUCAUCGUGCUCACCGGUGCCGGCAAGAUGUUCUGCGCCGGCGCAGAUCUAGAGCGAGGAUUCAGCGGAAUAGAGAAAGAGAGAAACAAGGAUCACCGUGAUAGCGGUGGCCGUCUCGCCUUAGCCAUCCACCGCUGUCGCAAGCCUACUAUAGCGGCGAUGCAGGGUUCCGCCGUUGGCCUGGGCAUGACAAUGAGUUUGCCGGCCGCCAUACGCAUUGGCUGCCAGAAAGCCAAGUACGGAUUUGUCUUUCCCCGACGGGGUCUGACGAUGGAGUCUAGCUCUUCGUUCUUCCUCCCGCGGUUGAUCGGCUAUUCCAAUGCUCUUUACUUACUCACAACGGGCGGUACCUUCUCGCCUACCUCGCCGCAUUUUGGGAACUUGUUCCAGGAAACAUAUCCCGAAUCUAGUCAGGUGGUCGCGCGUGCGCUCGAGCUUGCGACGGAAAUCGCGGAGAAUGUUAGCCCUAUGGCGUCGUAUCUUUCGCGGGAGCUCAUGUGGAGAAACCCGGGGAGUGCGGAGGAGACUCAUCUUGUUGAUUCGGCGGUGCUGUAUCAUAUGUUCAGUGGAAAGGACUCAAUGGAAGGCAUUACAGCCUUCUUCGAGAAACGGAAGCCUAACUUCAAGGCUACGCUUGAGGGGGAUGCACCGCCGAGCUUCCCAUGGUGGUCUGAUGUUGAUAUUGGGAGACGCCCGAAGGCGAGCAAGGCGAAAUUGUGA
This is a messenger RNA of Penicillium paradoxum, 939 nucleotides long. RefSeq lists its product as uncharacterized. The transcript is spliced from 3 exons. The record is from RefSeq and is a predicted model, not a curated record. Lineage: Eukaryota; Fungi; Ascomycota; Eurotiomycetes; Eurotiales; Aspergillaceae. Bases 1 to 939 code for a protein of 312 amino acids.